UACAAUAUUAGGCAGGCUCGGCCCCGGGGUGUCAGAACUGAUGUCUCCCCAUCUGAUUGCAGCAGACGCGCCGGCUUUAUGAAUGGACGGAGGAGGUUUAUUCUGGGCACGGUCCUCUCCAUCCAGAACAGCAGCUUCAUCUACCCAGCCUGUCAGAACUGCUGCUCCCGGCUGAUCCUCACAUCCUGCAGGUAUGAGUGCUAUAGAUGCGGCACCAGCUAUAAAGACGCCACGCAUCGAUAUAAACUGUGUGUGAAGGUCUCGGAGGAGAACAAACUUCAUGUCAUCACCAUCUUUGGAAAAUGUUUGGAGAAAAUAUUCGGAGCGAGCGCUGAUUCCUGCCAUUUGCAGAUUUCUUCCCAACUUUCCAAGGAUCUGGAACCUGACAAAGCUCAGGAGCUGUUAUUCCAGGCGGCAGAACGCUGUCUUAUUGGCAGAAACUUCAUAUUUGCUGUGAAGAUUUCUGAGAAUUUCGGCAGAAGCAGCUCUCUUUCUCACUCGAAUUUGCAUCAGAACAUGGUUGCAUGUCAGAUUAUUCUUCUCAAUGAAGACUCAAUGAGCUGCACCAUCCUAAGCUAUUUCAAUCUACUGGUGGCGUCUGUAUCAAGCAGCAAUUCCGUACACACUACAACUGAUGUCUCCACAGACUCCACAAACCGAGACCUGAGUGACCUGGGGUUUUCCGAGAGCCUUCAUCAAAGCUGGAAUCCUUAUGACGAGUACUGGCAGCAGUCUCUUGGCUUGGUGUCCUCACCCCUAAGCAGCACGUUAUCUGAAUGUAGCCGUACAGAACAAUUUCCGCAUCGGGAAUCUCUGACGUCUACAAACACUACAGUAUGCAUACAGAAAAAGCAAAGUAACACAGAUAUAGCCACCACCUCCUCCAGCACUAUGAGCAUCACUACUCCAAGAACUAAAGAUUCCUUCUCGAAAUUUAUACACUCUUAUACCCGCAGUCCUCCAAGCUCCUCACACUUCCAUAGUUUCUCUUCCAAAUCAAAAACAGUUCUUGGACAAGAAUCGUGUUUGCAGAACGUUUGCAAGUCAGGAAGUCGUCCGAGCCAAAGCUGUUCAGCUUGCGCUAUACAACACCCUCUCCAAACAGGAGAAAUCCAUCAAGGCAAGGAAGAAAUUUGGGAAGAUUUCCCAUUCUCUGAAAGCCUGAGCGACUUUAUAGCAAUCGAAGACAACGAGGGCGUGAGGUCUCCCUUCACAGCUAAACAAACCAAGACUAUUAUAAGUACAGAAGAAAAACUAUUAAAUGAGAGGGAAUGCAGAAGAUCGUUCUACCCAAUGACCGUUCCAGAUGAGAAGCAAAUCCAGAAUUGUACAGUCAUGAAGGAAGCGUCACACUUCAGCUUUGACAAAUUCACAGGCAAUGAAUCCAAUUCGAGUAUCUUCAUCCAUUCCUGUAAAGUUAUCAGGAGGGAUGAUACUAGUUUAGUUGAUCAGACGUUCCCUUCUGCGGGUCUAUUUGAUGUUCUUUCGAGAGACUCAGCCAGAGUGCAGGAUCACCAAAAUCCAAAUUGCUCAAAGAUGCUUUCAAAUAGAACAUACAUCGAUGAUAGCUGGGACCUGUGCAGUUUUAUAGAGGAUCUAGAAAAUUCAGCAAUGUCAUUGGAAAAGGGAAUUUCCAGCCGUAGGGACAAUGUGGUUUUAGGUGAUGAACCUAAACGUUCAGAUGUGGACAUGGAGAAGGUAACUAGUGAGGUAAAGUCCACCAUGGCUGGUGACCACUACAAUGCUUCUGCUGAUCUCUUCGAAGCUAGUAAUAAUCCAGGUGAUAAUGGGACCUCACUUUUGCAAAACAUUGGUCAGAACAAUGGUCAAGGAAGACUCUUGUUUUCUAUAACUAGUUCUCCCUGUACAGAUCUCCUUCCAUAUCGGCCUAGAGAUUCCUGUAUAAGCGUCAGCUCUGUGUCGGAUAUUUAUGAAACGUGGAAUAAUUUGCCCACAGACGACUUUGCCCCUUAUCUGCAGUCUACCCCAUUACUAAGACGACUUUCAGGAACCAGCAGACUUACUGUUGAUGCUCAGUGCCUUAGAAUGACAUCCAAUUCCAGGUCUUCCAUAGUCUCCAUAAGGACAAAAUCGAGUAGCACCAUUAAACAUAUCUUCCUCAAGAACACAAGGCAAAGAAAAUCUGCGAUGUUUCAUGGACUUUCUGAGAACGGUUCCCUCUGGUCCCCAAACCUGUCCCCAUUUUUAAGUUCUGAGAGGUCAACAGUGAUGAUCGCGAAGAAUAGGAGGACAAUGUUGUCACACAAACCUUGGAAGAAAGAGGCCAUUUUGGAAAAUGAGAAGGAUUAUGAGACCCUAAGACAAGGGCCUACAGUAAAGGGAACAGACUGUGGGACCAUCUUGGGGAAAGACACGAUUAAACAUGGUGGCGAUGUAUCAGAUAAUGUAGAGAAUCUGUCUCCUGUAAACGGUUCUUUGCAGGAAGGCGAAGAUCGACUUUGUUCUUUACAAGAACAACUUCUUCCAAGUGAUUGGUCCCCAGAACUGUUCCCAGGAAAGUCAAAUAGGUCUCAGCCACAUGAAUGUCUCCAGAGGCGGUUAUUUUAACUAAAAAGUAUGCAUUGUGAUAUUUAUUGAAGGGUUGACCUGGCCUCUGUAAGGGGCAAAUGUGAAAUCCAGCAUCUUGGUAAAUGUAUUGUCAACCUAAAAAAAUCUUCCUCCUGGAAACUGUCAAU
Bufo bufo (common toad) is the source of this 2696-nucleotide messenger RNA. It is a transcript of the gene DDIAS, whose product is annotated as DNA damage induced apoptosis suppressor. Gene Ontology annotation, biological process: negative regulation of intrinsic apoptotic signaling pathway in response to DNA damage. Lineage: Eukaryota; Metazoa; Chordata; Amphibia; Anura; Bufonidae. The record is from RefSeq and is a predicted model, not a curated record. Gene Ontology annotation, cellular component: nucleus; cytoplasm. Bases 79 to 2568 code for a protein of 829 amino acids. The transcript is spliced from 4 exons.